AUGCCACUCACUCUCAUCACAUUGCGCUUUGGUCGAGAUUAUAAUCAACCAUUGACACCUAGUGUCCUGCCAGGCUCUCUCCAAAAGUUGACGUUUGGAGAGCGCUUCAACCAGAUACUGGCCCCUGGAUCUCUGCCUCACUCCAUCAAGUUCCUUGUCUUUGGGGAGCACUUCACACGAGAGUUCAAGGCUGGUGCGCUACCAACAUCGCUGUACUUCCUCAGGCUCAACAGACGCCAGGAAUUCAAGAACAUCCGCGUGACUAAAGGUACAUACUCCACGAUCAUUUUGGACCACAUGGUGGAGGCCGAUGAGUCUGGCGGCGAGUUCAAGUCCAUCAAGGUGUCCAACAUUUCAUCGCGUCACUGUUUGUGCAUUGUCCAGCACGAAGCCUUCUCGCCAGCGGCCAACCAGGUACUAGUCCUCAAGCCCGAGGGCUUUGAGCUGCUCAAAGAUGAUAGAUGCACACUCACAGUGUUUGAGAGAUGUUCCAAUGGAGAUUAUAAACAGAUUGUUGGCAAUGUCAAUCUACAACAAGGUUCAAGAUUCAAGAUCAUACAGUACCAAUUGAUACAUGGUGGUGAUAAGGUCUAUGGUGCCACUGUUACACGUCAACAGGCCUCAUCUCCAGAGUCGCCCAGACCACAAGGCUUCAACACUGUACACAUCAACAAUCAACGUUACUAUGUCGUGAAGAAGUAUACCGAGUCGGACCCAUCAUCUAGUACACCUGUCAAUACAUCCGGCCAGACCUACCUUCUCAUGAAGGACGAUGACACCAAGGUGUUGAUACUGUGCAGGGAGAUCAAUUAUAGCAAUACAAGUAGCAAGAGAUAUAAGAGGAUAAUGAGUGAGAUCAAGGUGAUGGAUUGCUUGAAGGGACAAGGAGAGUUUGUCGACUUUUACACAUACUAUGAUAACAAGGAUACUCAAACCAUUCAGAUACUCGAGGAGUAUUGUGAUGGAGGUAGUCUCCAAGACAAGAUAGACCAGAUUGAGAGAUUGAAUAGAAGAGAGGAUAUUCCACAUUACAUCAAGGAGGGAGAGAUAUGGACAUACUUGACAACGAUGUUGAAUAUGUUGAGGAUAAUGGAACAGAAUGGAAUUGCUCACAGAGAUAUCAAACCCUCAAACUUGUAUAUAAAGGGUGACCUGGGUAUCAAGCUAGGUGGAUUUGGUUUGGCAACAAUAGUCACCAGGAAGAUAUAA
This is a messenger RNA of Acytostelium subglobosum LB1, 1209 nucleotides long. RefSeq lists its product as hypothetical. NCBI's taxonomy places the organism in Eukaryota, Evosea, Eumycetozoa, Acytosteliales, Acytosteliaceae. Gene Ontology annotation, molecular function: ATP binding; protein serine/threonine kinase activity. Bases 1 to 1209 code for a protein of 402 amino acids. Gene Ontology annotation, biological process: protein phosphorylation. Gene Ontology annotation, cellular component: cytoplasm. The record is from RefSeq and is a predicted model, not a curated record. The transcript has 3 exons.